Messenger RNA from Hyaena hyaena (striped hyena), 2440 nucleotides. RefSeq names its product sulfotransferase 1C1-like. Lineage: Eukaryota; Metazoa; Chordata; Mammalia; Carnivora; Hyaenidae. The record is from RefSeq and is a predicted model, not a curated record. Gene Ontology annotation, molecular function: sulfotransferase activity. Gene Ontology annotation, biological process: sulfation. Gene Ontology annotation, cellular component: cytoplasm. The transcript is spliced from 8 exons.
GGAUCUGUGUAUAUCCUGUCCUUGUCUGUGGCAUACAUCUGAGGCUUCAGAAUCACAAAGCAUCCUGGAAGAAAAGCCUAAAAAGAAGCAGCCAUCGAGUGUCAGCAAAUAGAAAGCAACGCUCGAGGUCUCAUAAAACCACUUGCCUGGAAUCUUCAUCUGUCUCAUAAGUCUACGUAGAAAGAUGUCCCUGGAGGAAAUGAAAGAUCUUUAGCUAGUCGGAUAAUACAUAGAACCAGAAACCAAAGAAGUGAAUGGAGUCCUUAUGACCAAGAUGAUGAGUGAUAAUUGGGAGAACAUCUGGAAUUUCCAAGCAAGACCUGAUGAUCUUCUCAUUGCAUCCUAUGCCAAAGCAGGUACAACCUGGACACAGGAGAUUGUGGACAUGAUCCAAAAUGAUGGCGAUGUGGAGAAGUGCCAGCGGGCCAACACCUUUGACCGGCAACCUUUCAUUGAGUGGGCUCUUCCCCCACCCUUCAACUCAGGUCUGGAUCUGGCCCAGAAAAUGCCUUCUCCCAGAACUAUGAAGACUCACCUGCCUGUUCAGUUGCUGCCACCUUCCUUCUGGAAAGAAAAUUCAAAGAUUAUCUAUGUGGCUAGAAAUGCAAAGGACACUGUGGUGUCCUACUACCAUUUCUCAAGAAUGGCUAAAUUAAUACCUAACCCUGGUACAUGGGAGGAGUUUGUUGAGGCAUUCAAAGCUGGAAAAGUGCUAUGGGGCUCCUGGUAUGACCAUGUGAAGGGAUGGUGGGAUGUGAAAGACCAGCACCGUAUUCUCUACGUCUUCUAUGAGGACAUGAAGGAGGACCCAAAACGGGAAAUUCAGAAGAUUUUGAAGUUCCUGGAGAAAGAAAUACCAGAGGAAAUUCUGAAUAAAAUAAUCUAUCACACCUCCUUCAAUGUAAUGAAGCACAACCCAAUGGCCAACUACACCACUUUUCCUAGCAACCUCCUGGACCACUCUAUCUCCCCUUUUAUGAGAAAAGGGAUGCCUGGGGACUGGAAGAGCUAUUUCACUGUGGCCCAGAAUGAAGAAUUUGACAAGGACUACCAGAAGAAGAUGGCAGGGAGUACCCUUACCUUCCUCACGGAGAUCUGAGGGCAACAGGGAGUCUGUCAGUCAAGGACCCCCUUCCUAGAUUUUAGAUAUUUGAGUCUCAUAAUCAAGAAUCCUUAAAAUCUCCUCUAAUCUUUAGAUUUCCUACAUCAGUAGAUUUUAUUCCACUGUGAUAUACUUCAUCCAAAGGCAACCAAAUCCUGGGUAGGAGUUUAAAAUUAAACUACGUGAUCAUUCGCAUAGACACCUACCACAUGACAGUGUGCUCACGUGCAAACCCGUGAUAUAACCCCAUCACUAUUUCACAAUAGCCUGGCUGCCAAGAUGCAAAAUUUGUGAAUAGAGAGAAAUAAAGAAGAGUAGAAACUUCAGCAUAAGAGAAAGUGAAUGUGGAGCAGAGAAGGAGAAGGUAACACAAUGGAAAAUGUUAAAGGGGAAUCAGGUUUUAUCCUUCACCAUCAACAAUGAGACACAGAGGAUGGCCCAACUCUUGGAAGUAUUAAUAUAUGAAGCACAGAAGGUAAAAUGAAGGGAAACCAGUGAGCUGUGCCUGACUUAGGCUGUCUCAAGCUAGACAUGGAGAAAGACCAGAAAGAAAUGAGUGAUGAGCAGCACAAGAAACAGAAAGAGAAACAGUUCACUUCUGAGGCCAACGCAAGGCCGGUAGGCAGAAAACAAACUAUAUUUCAGAUAGGAAUUUUAGAAGGAAGGUGGGGGAUCUUCAAAUUCGCUCCCCUCCAUCAAAGAAAAUAAAAUACCAGCACCACAUGCACUUAAAGAAAUCUGAAUAUCAUAUCUCUAGAAGGAUCAUCUUUCAUGCUUCUUAAAACGAAGCUCUUAGCAAAAUGGUCAAUAUUAACAAAUUAUUCAGGUACACAUGUAAUCAUGUUCUGGGUUUUUUUUUUCCCCCACUAAAACCUGUCUCAAGAAAGUGUCUAGAAUCAUUUAUACAAGGAGUGCAAAGAUCAAUGUGUUAUUUUAAAAGAAUGUCAGGAAGGUACAGUUUAUGGGAGUAGUACAUUCCAGUGCCACUAAAUCAUAGUAUACAGAAUAUUAUCAACUCCGUGCAGGAACAAAGGAAGCCUUGUAUGCAUUCUUUCAUCAUGAUACUUUCUAAGCAUGAAAACUAUUAACCACAUGACAGGUAAUCCAGUAGAGUAUUUGUGCAGUGCCAGGCUGCUCUGAGGAAAUACAUGGUGAAGUGAACCAGCGUGACUGAAUGGUAAAUACAUUUUUUAUCAGUGAACAUUCACACCACAUUUCCAGCUCACAUUCUAAGAGCUACCUAAAAAUGUAGACAACAAGCAUGUAGCAACUCCCUUUGUCGACACAGUAUGAUCGGGGCAAAUAAAAGGAAUAUCCACAAUGCAUCUGGAGUUCACA